AUGCUAGCUGAUGUGUUCUACCUCACGAAAAGUGGCAAGAGCCUGCCUUUCAGCUCCCCAGCAACUUCUGUACCGUCCACACCGGUAUCGAGUCCAACCUGGUCCGGCACUAUCAACGAAGAGCUCGCCGUGAACAUUUCAGUUAACAUCCAAAACUCGGGGUCAGCAAGUUCAUCGCUUGGUGCGAUAAAGCUUACCCAUCAGGAUGUGGAGUAUGAGCUCUUAAGCGACUGGGUUGUGUCAAUUCAACGUAACGAUACAAAAUUUGUGGUGCCAACCAUUCCCAACACACAACGUUACUAUGAUGCGAUGGAGGUGUCUCGUGGUCGAAUUGCAAACUCCACGUACCUGGCAGGACUCGUUGAUACUUCAGUUUCGUCCGCUACAGUCCAAACUUUUCUUAACGCUGCCUCAGCUGGAAGUUUGACGUUAAUUGUGCUGAAUCUUGCGCCAGAGCAGGCAUGGGACUAUGUUGACAGUUGGACAACAACUUCGCAGUACGAGUCCGGCUUGUCAACUGCUCAGCUUCGGUUCGCAAAUCUUUCAGCUGGUACUUCGACUUUUAUCAACUUCAACUCGGUGUGGACUGUUCUGGGUGUGCGGCGCGGAAAGCUUUCUGCCCAUUCUGUUCCCUUGAAUAUCACCAACUGGUUCAAGACACAUCACGACAUUAACCAGUUUUUGCCGAGUCAUGGUGUGCAAAUGACACUACUGGCACAAGGUGUACCUGUGACAACCGUGGUUCCGCGUACGUUGGGUAGUACAAUGUGGACUUCUCCCGAAAUUCGACCUUCGACGUUUUUCGAUAACCAAAUUUCUCAGCUUCGUCGGUCCGCUGAAAAUUACACUCCCUUCCACCAUCCUGCACUUGCGGGGUCGGUCUCGUGCGCUACUGGUCUCUGCUCUCGCGCGCUAUUGCAGCCCGACAAUUCUUCCCUUGAGCUUCAAGUUUAUCAAGUUGUUCCGUUGAGCGUGACUCUUCGUCUUUCUGCCAACGACGUCGUUUUAAAAGAGCCGUUUUUGAGCCAGUCGCGAAGCGGGUGGCUUGCCGCUGCCGCCGCGCCUGGGUGCGACUUGGACUUCGAGCCAAGUGUGGUUCAGUACCAAGAAAACGAAGGCACUUUGGAUGUUUCCUUUACAAAUUUGGGUGAAACGGAUGGUGCCGUUGGAAUUACGGUAACUUGCCAGGGGCUGAUGGUUCAAGGCAGCCCUGUCAUGAUGGCUGCGUCGGUCAACAAUCUGACAAGCGUGAGGUUCUCCGUCUCCGUGCCGAGCGCGCUCAAUCAAUCGUAUUCAAACGCUUCGUGUACUGCCACGAUUGCGGUUCAACGUCUUCCACUUUGGAGCGCUCUCGGAAAGUCGGUUUCCUGCGUCUCAUCAAUUCCCAUUUAUGCGGGAUACUUUUUGCCUCCUUGCAAUCUGACGCGUCCGGGGGCAAUUUUAGGCCUUUCAGUUCAAAAUGUUUCACUUGAUGGCGUCGACACAUCUGUUCUAAACACUAAUGGCAAUCGGACUCAGGCUCGUCUGAUGAUUACUUUCGAGAACACCGGCAUUCCUGCGCUAGCUGUCGUCAAGACACUAUGUACUCCGGGAUACGUCCUUGUCGGAGUUCCUGGUAAUAUCUACCUUUCUGGUGCAAGCGUUGGAGUUUCGGCCUUUGUUCUCCGCAGCACUGCACCUGGCGUUUCUUCCACUUGCUCCUGCCAUUUUGAAGUUUACGCCCACCACCCGACACCUAACUGCUCGGUUAUCGUGAGCCAGGCACAAGCCGAUGGAGUGGUUGGCGUUAUCCUGGCAUUGAUUAUCAUUCUGGGCGCUGGCGCUAUUAUCGUGGUGAUUGUCGUGUACCGAAUUCAUCGCAGGUCUGCGACAAAGAGCGUGUUGCUCCCCUUCUCUGAAAGUCGGUCAACAAGGCACGAUUAUAUGGAUGUUGGUGUCACCAACGUUGCUAGUUCAGACCCUACAUAUGAGUCAAGCAGCAGCCCCGUGAUCUAUGCUAAUGUUGACGCAACAGCGUCUGGAACCGCGCACUAUGCUGACGUUGGGGAGCUUUUGUACAAGGCAAAUGAUGCCACAAGAGUGACCAUGCACGACUCGACCGAAGCAGCUUCGAAUCAAGCUGUUGUUUGUACUGAAGGGGAUCCUUGCUUGCAACCAUACCUUCAAACGGGACCCAAUGGCAGCUUCAUGUGUUUGACCGAUUUCACUGCAAAUUGUGUGGACGGCACACAUUCCUGGGAAUCGCUUCAAUCAAUAAGCAGCGUUACUGGUUAUCUCGUUGGUGAAAAUGCUUCACAAGUACCUCAAGCCAUUCGCUGCAGCGAGAUACAAGAUUUGUUGCUGGAUCCCGACUCUCAAACUGCAUGGCUUAUUACCAAAACGCGAGCGUACAAAUUGAUGGCACCAUCCUCCGACUUUGCCGACACUCAUCGCGCCUUUGUGAACAAGCUUUUCUCAAAGGU
Capsaspora owczarzaki ATCC 30864 is the source of this 2462-nucleotide messenger RNA. RefSeq lists its product as hypothetical. The annotation marks the transcript as partial. The record is from RefSeq and is a predicted model, not a curated record. The transcript has 14 exons. NCBI's taxonomy places the organism in Eukaryota, Filasterea, Ministeriida, Capsasporidae.